This is a messenger RNA of Mucor velutinosus, 1023 nucleotides long. RefSeq names its product ATP synthase F0 subcomplex subunit OSCP atp5 (gene ATP5). The coding region runs from base 1 to 1023 and encodes 340 amino acids. Lineage: Eukaryota; Fungi; Mucoromycota; Mucoromycetes; Mucorales; Mucoraceae. The transcript has a single exon. Gene Ontology annotation, molecular function: oxidoreductase activity. The record is from RefSeq and is a predicted model, not a curated record.
AUGAAAAGGCUUACUAACGCAUUCUGUGUAAUAGUCCCUGAUGAACAGCUGAACAAGGUGUACCAGCAUGUUGUCCACACUAUGGAUUCACUGCUGAUCCCCAAGAUAUUAAAGUUGCAGAAUCCCAUCCACGAGAGCGCUUGGCAAGUCCACCUUGGCGAUACAGACAUGUAUGCCGAGUACAUGCGCUUCUUUGACCGUCAGAUUCUGUGUCAUGGUGUUGAUAAUGCAAUGAAGCAAUACUAUUAUAACAGCCCUCUUGCUCAUUCUGUAGGGUCACAUCGUUUGCCAGUCGCUCACCUGGCGCUUGGCGUCAAAUACAACUUGAAUGAGCUCAUUGCACAGGCCUUGGCUUAUUUGGUUACCACAUUUCAAGACAGCAGCUUCUUGAAGAGUCAGCCAGCUUCACUGUGCAAUAGUGGUUACCUGACUGCCUAUCAAAUCCUAACAGAUCAAGUCAGAGUGGAUCCACGCUUUGGAGCAACCCAUGAUGCAAUUGCUACAAACCAAGUUGAUCAUCAGCAAGUGCAAUUGCCACAAUGCAAAAAGGUUUUUAAACAUACAAAGGAACUGCUGCAGACCUAUACAUACCUAUGGAAGGUACCUGAUAAUGUACACGAUGCACUCAAUGAACUACGGUUGGUAGCAGCGCACAUGAUGAUCUCGCCUGUCAAGAGUGGCUUCAGACGGCAGAACAUGGAUAUGGGCACUGGAGGGACAUUGCUCAACACGAUAAAUGCUAUUGAUAUUCUCUAUCCCAAUAAUAGCUGCCCUAGAGACAUUUUGCUUGUACAGUUUCUCAAUGUCAUAUGCUACUACAUUGCACUUGGACGCCCCAACAUCCUGGGUCUCUGCAGCAACAAUGGCAAACACAAGCAAAUCAAUGAAUAUGCUACCAUUCAAAAGAUGAUUGAUAGUAACAAGAUCGACACUGUCACCGUCUCUGCUUUAUUGGCACUAAAGGAAGCACAAACCUAUCAUCUCCACCCAGUUUAUAGCAAGGUUUCCAACUAUUUACAGUAA